AUGAAUGAUGCCUACCUACCAGGGGCUAUGGUCCUGGGCCAUUCCUUGAAGGAUAAAGGUGCAAAAGCUCCCUUGGUGGCUUUUGUGCUAGUCGACAGACUAUCCUCCGAUACUAUCACAGAGCUUCGAACCGUCUACGAUGAGAUUGCACCAAUCCAGGAGAUCAGAAACCAGAAUCCUGCCAACCUCUAUCUCAUGAAUCGAGCCGACUUAGUAUCCUCCUUCACAAAGAUCGAGUUGUGGCGGCAGACGCAGUACAAGAGAAUAGUGUACUUGGAUGCAGAUAUGGUCGCUCUCAGAGCUCCCAAUGAGCUCCUUACUCUCGACACAAAGUUCGCCGCAGUCCCAGAUAUCGGCUGGCCCGAUUGUUUCAACAGUGGUAUGAUGGUGCUAAAUCCCAACAUGGCCGAUUAUUAUUCUCUGUAUGCUUUGGCCCAAAGGGGCAUCAGCUUUGAUGGAGCCGACCAAGGUCUCUUCAAUAUGCACUUUCGCGAGUGGGACAGAUUGAGUUUUGUUUUCAACUGUACACCAAGCGGCCAUUAUCAGUAUGUCCCCGCCUAUCGACACUUCUCCAGCAACAUUGCAGUGGUGCACUUCAUUGGCAAAGACAAACCAUGGACGUUGGGUAGAGACAACAAGCUUAAUACAGGUGUCUACGGUGAAUUGCUGGGGAUGUGGUGGUCUGUAUAUGACAGACAUUAUCGACCCAAGACCGUCACUUACUAUGAUGCUCAAACAUUUGAUUCCACCAAAAAGGUUCAAGACUACGUUCGUGGGGAGGAACCAUUGUAUGUGGUGGGCUAUUCAAGCCAGCACCCAGCAGCCGGCCCAGCUCCACAACCCCAGCAUGAAUACCACUAUCCUCCAGAGCAACAUUACCACCAGGAGCAUCGUCCUCAUGACGACGGCCACCAGCAUUGGCUACAGCCCCAACACGAACACCAGCAUACGCACCAACAGUAUCAAGACCAAAAACAACCAUACCAUGGCCACCACCAGCAGGAACAGCAUCACCACCGAGAGGGGCACCAGUAUCCGCCGUCCGAGCACACUGGGCAAAUCCCUCAGCCUCCAGAGAUCCAAGUUCAUUCUCAGUCGGGUCAAACAACCUCUACAGAAUUGCCAUUGGGCGACGCACCCACUCCGAAGGCCACAUCGGACUUUCGUCCUGUUCCUACAGUCGAGCAGAGGCGAUUCUCUGCACCCCAUGUCGAAUGGGAUCCCGCACGAGCGCCUCCACCCGCCCACUCGAAACCAGAAGCCGCCAAUUUCCCAACCACGAUCUAUGACAUGUCGAGCGAGACGACGCUUUUUCAACCGCCUGCUCAAUACCCAGAAGCGCCAAAGGACAUGUGGUAUCAGGUCCCUGAAAAGGUUCCCGAACCUGCGAAACCGAAGCCGAUCUUCCCUUGGGAAACUAGAGCUCCCAAACCGACCCGAGUAUUUCCCCAACCGAGACAACCUAGCCCACAACCUCCCCCUCCGUCGGAACCGGCACCCGAAGGCCCCGGAGAAUUGUCAACUCCCUCAGCAACGACCGACGUCACCGGAUUGACCGAAGAAAGCGUACCUACGCCACCUCCCCCGGCACCAAUUGAUCUUUGGGCAGCCUUUCAGCAAAGGACCAAUGCAUGGGACGAAAUGCCUGAAAUUGAGCGCUACGUGCAGUCGAUCAGUCAACCUCGAAAGGGCAAGAUACAAGUCCUGUAUAACACCCUCGGACAACGCUCCCCUCGCAAUGUCAGCGGCACCACCACUCCAACAGAGAGAGACAGACGACGCCCGAGCAUCAGACUAACAGACUUUCCCACCAAGGACGAGCGCCCUAGCUUACCUGUGACUCCCGCGCCAAUACGGCGACCGACGUUCUGGGGAGAGGAAAAGGACGAAGAAGGGACCUUACCGACCGCGGAAGGAGUACCAAAGCAAGAAGACUGGGUGCGUCGAUUCUCCCACUACCCUCAACCCGAGUUUCCUGCUUCACAUCCCCCAUCGCAUGAAGUGCAUCGUGUUUUGUAUUGGAGAUGCCAAUAUUGUGGGAAACAGAACCCGAUUACAAAGUUGGAACAACUGCAGUUGAUGCAAAGUGAGGCGUUAUUGUCGCCCACAGGGCCUCGGGAAUUGGCGGAUGUGGCAGAGCUCCCUACAAGAAAGAUGCCGGAGAGCUCGACCAGAGAAGAAAUGGAGAAGGCGGUAAUCUCGCAUAUUUCACCUACAAAAGUGCCAAAGGCGCCCAAACCCAUCUUGAAGCCCCCUCACUUUGAAUUGGGACAGGAAGUGGUAGGGUCAGCGGAAGAUUCUACAAGGGAUGUUCACCAAGACAAAGAUUCGUUUGAACCCUCAUCUGAGAUUGUGCAAUCAGUCCAAGAGAAAGAGACUUCGAUUGAUCCAUUGUCGAGGCCGGCUGCUGAUGAGGAGGAGGUUACCCCCGAGCCGGAACCAAGAGCCGUUGUGGUUCCUACGACAGCAUGA
Molecule: messenger RNA, 2472 nt
Organism: Cladophialophora bantiana CBS 173.52
Lineage: Eukaryota; Fungi; Ascomycota; Eurotiomycetes; Chaetothyriales; Herpotrichiellaceae
Exons: 5
Coding region: 1-2472 (823 amino acids)
Cellular component (GO): cytoplasm
Molecular function (GO): glycosyltransferase activity
Source: RefSeq, a predicted model, not a curated record